GCGGGAGGCGCCGAGCCGGCCUCGGGAGAGGAGGAGGAGGAGGAGGCGAGUCGGGGCGCGGGGGGCCCGGGAGCCGCCGUCCCGAGCGCCCGGGACGCAGGAGGGCCGCCGGACCCCGGGGGGCGGCGCGCAGAGGCACUCGCCCAGCCUUCAGCUCGGGGCCUGGCCCCUCUCCUGAGCCCCCAGACGCAUCUGUUCGGGCACAAGGAAUGCCGGCAGCUUUCAGGGCGCACACAGGGGCUCCUGAGCCAAGCGGGGAGGAUCGGCAGUUCCCGGCUGGGCCCAGCCCCGGGACGUCUCAGGGAUCAGGCUGAGAGCCGUCCAGAGUUCACAGGAUGGGGCGGGAGCAGGACCUGAUCCUGGCGGUCAAGAACGGAGACGUGAGUGGCGUGCAGAAGCUGGUGGCCAAGGUCAAGGCAGCAAAGACAAAGUUACUCGGCUCCACCAAGAGAUUCAAUGUCAACUACCAGGACGCUGACGGAUUCUCUGCACUCCACCAUGCUGCCUUGGGGGGCAGCCUGGAGCUCAUCACUCUGCUGCUGGAUGCCCAGGCUACUGUGGACAUCAAGGACAGCAAUGGCAUGCGCCCACUGCACUACGCGGCCUGGCAGGGCCGGCUGGAGCCCGUGCGGCUGCUGCUGCGGGCGGCCGCGGCCGUGAACGCCGCCUCGCUGGAUGGGCAGAUCCCGCUGCAUCUGGCCGCCCAGUAUGGGCACUACGAGGUGUCGGAAAUGCUCCUGCAGCAUCAGUCCAACCCCUGCCUCCUCAGCAAAGCCAAGAAGACGCCCCUGGACCUGGCCUGUGAGUUCGGCAGGCUCAAGGUGGCGCAGCUGCUCCUGAACAGCCACCUCUGCGUGGCGCUGCUGGAGGGUGAAGCCAAGGACCCAUGUGACCCCAACUACACCACACCCCUGCACCUGGCCGCCAAGAAUGGCCACCGGGAAGUCAUCAGGCAGCUCCUGCGUGCCGGCAUCGAGAUCAACAGGCAGACCAAGACGGGCACGGCGCUGCACGAGGCCGCACUCUACGGCAAGACUGAGGUGGUGCGCCUGCUCCUAGAGGGCGGGGUGGACGCCAACAUCCGCAACACGUACAACCAGACGGCACUGGACAUUGUCAACCAGUUCACCACCUCGCAGGCCAGCCGGGAGAUUAAGCAGCUGCUGCGGGAAGCCUCCGGGAUCCUGAAGGUCCGCGCACUCAAGGAUUUCUGGAACCUGCACGACCCCACGGCCCUCAACAUCCGGGCGGGGGAUGUGAUCACGGUCCUGGAGCAGCACCCGGACGGCCGCUGGAAGGGCCACAUCCACGAGAGCCAGAGGGGCACGGACCGCGUGGGCUACUUCCCCCCGGGCAUCGUGGAGGUGGUCAGCAAGCGGGGGGGCCUCCCUGCAGCCCGCCUCCCCUCCGCGCCCACCCCCCUGCGCCCAGGCUUCUCGCGGACCCCUCAGCCCCCUGCCGACGACCUCCUGCACCCUCUUGCCUACGGCCCGCGUGGGGGCCUCAGCCCAGACAGCCCAGCAGGUGACAGGAACAGCGUGGGCAGCGAGGGCAGCGUGGGCAGCAUCCGCAGUGCCGGCAGUGGACAGAGCUCCGAGGGCACCAGCGGCCACGGCACUGGCCUCCUGAUUGAGAACGCCCAGCCGCUGCCCUCGGCCGCAGAGGAGCCAGCACUGCCCGCACUGCACCCCUCGCUCCUGGCAGACACCCCGGGCCAACGACCUCCCGCUGGCCACCGCCCCGGGGAUCAGCCCUUCACCCAGGACGUGAGGCCGGAGCAGCUGCUGGAGGGGAAAGAUGCACAGGCCAUCCACAACUGGCUCAGCGAGUUCCAGCUGGAGGGCUACACCGCCCACUUCCUGCAGGCCGGCUACGAUGUGCCCACCAUCAGCCGCAUGACACCCGAGGACCUGACGGCUAUCGGAGUGACCAAGCCGGGCCACCGGAAGAAGAUCGCCUCCGAGAUUGCGCAGCUCAGCAUUGCCGACUGGCUGCCCAGCUACAUCCCGGCUGACCUGCUGGAGUGGUUGUGUGCACUGGGGUUGCCACAGUACCACAAGCAGCUGGUGAGCAGCGGCUACGACUCCAUGGGGCUGGUGGCCGACCUCACCUGGGAGGAGCUGCAGGAGAUCGGCGUCAACAAGCUGGGUCACCAGAAGAAACUCAUGCUGGGGGUCAAGCGUCUGGCCGAGCUACGCCGGGGUCUGCUGCAGGGAGAGACGCCGGGUGAAGGUGGCCGCCGGCUGGCCAGGGGCCCAGAGCUGAUGGCCAUCGAGGGGCUGGAGAACGGGGAUGCGCCCCCGCUGGCAGCCGGCCCCCGCCUGCUCACCUUCCAGGGCAGCGAGCUGAGUCCCGAGCUGCAGGCGGCUAUGGCUGGGGGGGCCCCCGAGCCACUGCCCCUGCCCCCCACCCGCUCACCCAGCCAGGAGAGCAUCGGCGCCCGCUCACGGGGGUCGGGCCACUCACAGGAGCCGCCAGCGCCCCUGGCCUGUGGGGGCAGCUCCAGCAGCCCCCAGGAGCGGAACCUCCCGGAGGGCACCGAGAGGCCCUCCAAGCUCUGCUCCUCACUUCCCGGCCAGGGGCCCCCCGCUUAUGUCUUCAUGUGCCCCCAGGGUUCACCCUCCAGCCCUGCCUCAGGGACACCCACAGGCGCUCCCCGGGCCUUCUCCUACUUGGUGGGACCCCCGGCUGCCCCCCCGGACCCGCCUCGGCCCAAGCGCCGGUCACACAGCCUGAGUCGCCCAGGCCCAGCUGAGGGGGACACGGAGGGGGAGGCCCCGGGGCCAGUGGGCAGUGCCCUCGGCAGCUAUGCCACCCUGACUCGGAGACCAGGGCGCAGCACCCUCACCGGGACACCCCGCAGUCAGUCUUUCGCCCUGCGGGCCCGCCGCAAAGGACCCCCGCCCCCGCCCCCCAAACGCCUCAGCUCUGUCUCCGGACCCACUGCAGAGCCGCCCCCUGCAGACACGGGCUCAGGACCCAAGGAGGGGGCCGGGGGACCCCGAAGGCGGACACUGAGUGAACCGACGGGCCCAUCCGAGCCCCCGGGCCCCCCAGCCCCGGCCGGGCCGGCCUCGGACACGGAGGAGGAGCCAGGCCCCACAGGGACACCCCCAUCCCGGGGCAGCUCCGGGGAAGGGCUGCCGUUUGCGGAGGAGGGGAACCUGACAAUCAAGCAGCGUCCCAAGCCUGCCGGGCCCCCAGCCCGGGAGACCUCCAUGCCCCCAGGCCUGGAUUUCAACCUCACGGAGUCCGACACGGUGAAACGGCGGCCCCGGUGCCGGGAGCGGGAGCCACUGCAGACAGCCUUGGAGGCCUUCGGGGUGGCCAGCGCCAUGCCCAGCCCCGCGGCGUCCGCCCCCACUGUCCCCACACCCCAGCCUGAGCCCAGCAACCCUCCAAGCCAAGGGGCUCCGGGCCCUGCAGCCCCCUCACAGCAGCCCACGCUCCCAGGCCUGGGGCCUGACCCAGAACACACAGUGGAGGCUGCACGGCCCAGAGAGACGGAGCCCCCUGCACCCCCCGCACCCCCUACAGUCCCCACGGCCCUACUCAAAGUGCCCGGAGCAGGAACGGCUCCCAAGCCUGUGUCCGUGGCCUGUACCCAGCUAGCCUUCUCUGGCCCCAAGCUGGCAGCCCGGCUGGGGCCCCGCCCAGUGCCCCCACCCAGGCCGGACAGUGUGGGACCCGUGUGCCCAGGCCGCGCCCAGCAGCGGCUGGAACAGACCAGCACCUCCCUGGCCGCCGCACUCAGGGUCGCCGAGAAGAGCAUCGGCGCAGAGGAGCGAGAAGGCCCACCUGGUACUUCCACCAAGCACAUCCUGGAUGAUAUCAGCACCAUGUUUGAUGCCCUGGCCCACCAACUGGACGCCAUGCUGGACUGAGCCAGAAUGGCAUGGAAGAAGACACCAAGUACAGGCCAGCGGCUGGUCACACUGCAGCUGGGAGGCCACGGAAGGUCCUGUUGGGCAGCAUCCCCGUGGCCUCCCCCCCAGUGUGGCACCUGCUGCUCCCUCCCCUGCCCCCCCCCCCAACUGAGGUGCCUUCCCUGGGCCCGGACAUGUAAAUAAGCCCCCCAAGGCCUGCCUUGUAUAGGGCAGCGGGAUGAACUAAUCUCCCAAGUCCUGACUUUCAACUGUAAAUGUUAUUUUUUAAGCAGAGAGAAAUGCAUAUAUUUUAAAUGGAA
Messenger RNA from Sorex fumeus (smoky shrew), 4186 nucleotides. It is a transcript of the gene CASKIN2, whose product is annotated as CASK interacting protein 2. Gene Ontology annotation, molecular function: protein binding. The record is from RefSeq and is a predicted model, not a curated record. The coding region runs from base 336 to 3884 and encodes 1182 amino acids. Lineage: Eukaryota; Metazoa; Chordata; Mammalia; Eulipotyphla; Soricidae. The transcript is spliced from 21 exons.